GUGGGUGAGGUCGACGUUCAUUUACUGGUCGUCGUGAUGAAGGCACAGAUCCUGCUCAUAUUGCUAGUGACGCUAUAUACGCUGUGUUAUGGCAGCCCCAAUGAUAGGAAUCAUGGCCGCUAUCAUCACCCCUACGACUAUCAUCACAGAAGACACGACUCAUCAGAAAGACAUCGACACUACAAUUACCACGACUUUCCAGACAGUUCAGAAGAUAUAUCACAAGAUAUAAAUUCUAGUCGUUCUCCACGCAGUGAAUUGGAAAAUCUUGUUAUAGAUCUAAAGCCUAAAGAUAAUUCAAUUAAAGACGAUAUUCCAAAUAGUAAUAAAUCAGCAAUGUACACAGACACUGAUAAAAAGGAUCAUGAUAUGGAUAAAGGAUAUAGUGGAAUAAGAGUAGAUGACGGGUCAUUAGAUGAUGUCGAAUCUAACAAAGUGGAUGGUGACGCUGGAAAAAAUGUAAAUGGAAGAUCACUAAACUCAAACCAUUUGUUAAAGAGAGAUGAAACCAUUAGCGCUAACGGAUUUUCACCAUUUGAAGAUAGUAAUGUAGGAAAUAAUUUGAAAUCUAAUUUAAGAGACCUUAAAUUAGGUGAAAAUACAGGCGAUAAUUUAGGAGGUAACUUGGGUUUCCCCUUAGUCAAUAAACCAGGUUUGCGCUUAGGAGGUAACUUGGGCAUUCCUUUUGGUGGUAAUAUAGAUGUCAAUUUAAGAAGUUCCCCACGAUUCCCGCUUUUUGGUGUUAAAGAUUUUCAUUCCCUUCCAUAUCUUCACUUGGGAGGCAACCGUGGCAACCCUUUAGGAGGUUACUUAGGUCUCACACGAAAUAGCAGUUCAGGUGUCAAUUUAGGGACUAACCCGGGUCUUCCUUUAGGUGACCAAUCUAGUGUUCAUUACGGAGAUAAUUUAGAAAAACCUCUAGGAAGGAAUUUAAAUGGUAACAUAAAAGGAAAUAAUUUGGACACAGAUUCACUUAGUAUAAAUAGCCGUUCAAGUCUAGAAGAUUUAAUUGAUCAUAAAAAUAAACCUAAUGAGAAAAACACUAUCGAAGUUGACAAUGAAGAGCUUACUUUAAAUCAAAAUCACAGGCAAUCUGAUGAUAUGGUUAACUUAGAAAAGAAUAGUAAUACUAUAGAUAAUAUUAGAAGUGAAGGCAAUGACCCUGUAAAGGCUGAUGAACUUUUACUAGAUGGUGACUACAAUAAUAAUGAAAUUAAUUCAAACAGUACCGGUAUUCUUGGUUCGUCGCUAGAGGGAAACAAUACUAAUAUCAACAAAGCUAAUAGUGAAUCAUCAAGCCAACAAGAUAACCUUACUGUUGAUAUUCUUGGUACUGACAAUUGUAAUGAUAAUGAUUUACCAAAUAAUGCAGUUACCACUAUAGAUAAAGAUGAGGUUUCAAUAGCACCAGAACAUGAUAUUAUACCAAUUACAGAACAGAUAUUUAGUAACCAUCCUACUGAAAUACCUUCAAUAGAAACUCUUGAUAAAAGCAAAAACAAGGAAGAAGAUGGAGAAAAUAAACAACUAGAGAUGAUACCAGUAUUAUUGCCAGCAGGUGGAUAUGUAUUACUACCUUCAAGUAUUCUGAGUAACAUGCCUUCAUAUAUAGUCGUGAUGAUAAACGGCCAACCGACACUCUUACAAAAUCCCGGUAAUAAUGUAAAUGGAGGUUCUCUAGAUUUCAGUAACAUUUUAGCAAAUGGUUUGUCAAUUAGUAGUGCAGUGCUGCCUAAUUGGUACAAUAUAGGAGUACCUACUGGUGAUAGUGGAGCCACGAAUGAAAUUUUACUGAAUCUUCAACAACCUGCAUCACCUCUAUGGGUUGGAGGUAGCGAUGCUACCAUUAGACCACUAACUAACCCUAACAGUGAAUCAGUUCCCUUCGCUGAUUCAGUUAGACCUAUACCAACCCUGCCCAUUUCUGUUCCUGGAAUUAUUGAUCCCGGUUUUUCUCCUUCUUUUUGGAAUAAUGGUUUAUGGAAUAACAAUCUGGAUCAUAGUUUACAAAAUCCAGGGCCUUAUGUAGACUGGGGAAAUCUAAUUCAUCCCAACACAAACGACCCGUACCCGUAUUACUACUCACAUUAUCCUACGAUUUACCCCAAUGACAAAAAUGAUCCAUCGUACCAAAAAGGUAACGAAAACCCAAAUGGCAUGACUAGGAAACCGUAUCCAAAUGUUUCAUCAGAACCACGUGCGGAGUCUCAUCUAGACCUUCCUGAGGGCAAACUGCCUGAAACUAAUUAUGGGCUUCAUCCACAACCUCGGUCAGAUACCGAUGCUAAGUCCCAUCUAUAUACACAUCCAUUCUAUCUACAGAAUGAUUUUCAUGAACCUAAUUCGGAUGUAUCUAUUGAGACGAAACACUGGGAUAAAAUAAGAACUGAGCCAUAUCCAGGACGUCAUGAUAAUAAAUGGACUAAACUCCACCCGAAUCAGUGGCAUAACAAAAGGAUUGAACCACACCCGGACCAUCAGGAUGAUACAAGAAUAAGACCUUACCCGGUUCAUGGGAAUGAUAAAAGGAUUGAGCCUCGCCCAGAUUACUGGGAGGACAAAAAGAUAGAGCCCUACCCACGGCUCACAGACACUGAAAUGAUUAAGUUCCACCCGGAUGAUUGGGACAAUAAAAGGAUUGUGCCCCACCCAAAUCAUAAAGAUUCUAUAAGGAUUAAGCCCCACCCAGAUGAGUGGGACGAUAUAAGGAUUGAGCCUCAACCAAAUCCCUGGAACGAUAAAAGAAUUGGGCCCCACUCAUAUUACCGGGACGAUAAAACAAUUGGGCCUGACCCAGAUCAUUCGGAUGACAAAACGAUUGAAUUCCAACGCGAUCACCAGGAAGAUAAAAGGGUUGAGCCCCACACAGGGUACUGGGACGAUGAUAACAUUAAGUCCCACCUGGAUCAAUGGGACGAUAAACGAACUGAGUAUCAUCCAGAUCAUGGGGUCAGUAGAAGAAUCGAGUCUCACCCAGAUCACCGGGAAGAUAAAAGUGUCAAGCUUCAUACGGAUCACUGGAACGAUAAAAGUAUUGAGUCCCACCCAGAGGACUGGGACGAUGAAAGGAUUAAGUCCCACUCAGAUCAUUGGGAUGAGGACGAUAAAAGAAUCGAGUCGCAUCCAGAUCUUAAUAUUCCACUGGAACAUUAUCCUGUGCCCCAGACAGAUGAUGCAUCUCUUACUCACUCAGAAAAUCUACCAAAUAUUCUAAUUGAUCCUAAGCAGACUCAUGGUAAGCAUCUUGAAGAUAUACCAGGAUUUCAUUUCACACUCCCACGACCUACCUAUGUUGACAAAUCAGAAAAAACGAGCUUGGUUAAUGACCUCAUUGAUAGUCUAAAUAUUCUAUUAAAGCACCAAAACAGAUAUGGUGAUGAAUCUCAACAAGUCAAGUCUUUGAUAAAAUUACUUCUCAGAAUUUUGAAACCUGGUGAUAAGAAUCAUAUGCUGGUACCGAAGUGGAAUGAUGACAUAGAAGAUGAAUUGGACCUCGGUAAUGUCAACCAUCAUCUCCUCCACCUUCUGAAAGGAUAUUAUGAACCAAAUUUGAAUGUAUUACUUGAUCCUAGUUUGGAUGAAAGUACCAGAACAAAUCUAAUACUCCUUUUGAAACUGUUGGUGAAUAAUCAGGACUCAUCUUUGGCAAAGGAAAGAGAAAAUCCCUUACUUUAUUUCUUAGGACAGUUCCCUUGUGAUCUCACGAAGAAACGAGAGGAAACCGAAGCAUUGUCCAGUAAAUUAUUGCAGUUCUUAGCUGAUAAUUACGACCGAGAAGAUCUGCAAACGAGGCUGGAGAGGACAGUAAGCUAAGAGUAGGACCAAAAAGAGGAAUUAUAGUAUAAUGGAAUUAUUGUACAAUACCUCUUGCCUCUUUUAUACAUAUAAUUCUGCUGUACAUGUGUAUGUCAUUGAUCUCCUCCUAAACGGCUUUACCAAUUAAAAUCUUUUUUCUGUACGCUUUUGAGUGGCAUCCUGGAUGUUUUAGAUUCACAAAUCA
Messenger RNA from Spodoptera litura, 4000 nucleotides. Lineage: Eukaryota; Metazoa; Arthropoda; Insecta; Lepidoptera; Noctuidae. The record is from RefSeq and is a predicted model, not a curated record.